Molecule: messenger RNA, 4763 nt
Organism: Myotis davidii
Lineage: Eukaryota; Metazoa; Chordata; Mammalia; Chiroptera; Vespertilionidae
Gene: HNRNPU
Product: heterogeneous nuclear ribonucleoprotein U (scaffold attachment factor A)
Exons: 12
Coding region: 2181-3710 (509 amino acids)
Biological process (GO): positive regulation of attachment of mitotic spindle microtubules to kinetochore; negative regulation of telomere maintenance via telomerase; RNA localization to chromatin
Cellular component (GO): membrane; nuclear chromosome; mitotic spindle midzone
Molecular function (GO): pre-mRNA binding; RNA polymerase II C-terminal domain binding; snRNA binding
Source: RefSeq, a predicted model, not a curated record
GGCGGAGACAAAAAGCGAGGAGUGAAGCGCCCGCGGGAAGACCACGGCCGGGGCUACUUUGAGUACAUUGAGGAAAUUUUGACUCAUUCACACUAGGGCCAAGUCUCCGCAGCCGCCCGUGGAGGAGGAGGACGAGCACUUCGAUGACACGGUGGUUUGUCUUGACACUUGUAAGUGAAGCUGCGGCGCCCCCUCCUCCCCCAAUUUUCAGAUGUGGUUUCGGUUUGAAAUGUUAGGAAACUUCGUAGUACAUUGAGCUUAAGUGCAGAAGAUGUAACGGGGACAUGGAAACAGGUUUCCAAAGGCAGGAAGAUGAUUUAUCCGGUCGCUUAAAUAUUCGGUAUAACAUCAGCUGUAUUGAUAAUUACACAGGCUCUAGCAAUUUGGUAAUACUUUUAUAUUACUUGAAAGUUCUUUGUAGGAAUGUAAAGUUAAUGCCAACUUUUGACUCGCUAACUAAUGGAAACUUGUAAGGCUUCCUCAAUAAAGUAAUUUCAUCUUUUUUGGACUCACCUUAAGUGAGCUAUUUGGAUUAGUUACAUUUUAUUAAUGGCUUUUCCCAUUAGCACCCAAGUGUAUUCCCUAUUCUAAAAGAUUGUAAUAUUACUUUCUCAAUAACUGCUCUUUUGUUCUCAAUUCCAGUUCAGUAGCUGCUGCUUUAACAUAAGUUGAUUUCUUCCAAAGACCUGGGGCAGCAGCAGUGGCCUAUCACUGGGCCACUAGCUCUCUUCACCAGCGAAUGGUAUCAAUGGCAGCGCUGUAAAUACUGCUACUUUACCCAGUUGGGUUGCAGUUGAGUAGGAGGAAGUAUUAGUAUUGCAAACCUCUAAAUGGCCAUGGCUGUUAGAGUUGUAAAUUCUAUUUACGAAGAGAUUUGUUGAUUUAGUAUUUGAUCAGUUCUUAUCAGUUCUUUCAGUGAUAGAACAAAGGGUAGAAGUAAUUGCUUGAAAAAUAAGAGGUAAGGUGUCAAUCUGCCCUGUAGAGCCUGGGGAGUUGAAGCGUAGAUUCUAGUGUUUUUGAAUACAGAUUGUUUUUUUAUUCAGAUAUGUCAGAGUGUUAAUAUAAAACUCCUGAUUUCUUGUUGAGUAUCCUUUACAGAUAGUUAAGAUAGUGGAUGCUUUUAAAAGAAAGCUACAUGAAAAAGUAGUCAGAUGAAUGUUUUUAAAAUUCGGUUUCUUAAAUAUAAAGUAUUAGGUAUUGGCAAGAUAAAUGAAGCAAUAAUUCAAGAGGGUAACACUACUAUUAUAAAGUAGACAGACUUGUAACUGGUCACCUAGGAAUAUCAAUUUGUUAAAUGCAAUAUUGGGUUCAUUCUAUCAAUGACGGUUGGGAAUUUUAAGAGCAAAGCUAAUGGAAGGGGAAUUUCAAACUACGUAGAUUUAAUUUUUCUCACCAAUAAAAACUUUUUAAGGAAACAGCUUUCUAACUUCAGCUCUCCCUCAGAAGUGCAUGUUAAUGAGCCACUGACCCAUAGGUGGUGAGCUAGGUUAAAGACAUUCUGGAUUUGGAUAAUCCCGGAAGUGGGUAACCCCCAUUGUUGUUGAACAGGCAAGCACCAGGAAGGGAGACCUAAAGGGCUAUAAUAGCUACAGCAUUAGACAACUGGGUUUGUGUUUGUAGACUGAGGCUGCCUUCACAAGUUUUAGAAAAGGAUUUAGGAUCUAGAGUCCCUGGUGUUUUAAAAAUAGAAAGUACAGGAUCAGCAGCUCAUACAAUACUUGGUCAUGGCCUUCUGUCAGUUCUAUUGUGGCACUGGUAAAUUCUACCUGGUUCUGGCAUGCUUCACUUUGAUUUCCUGCUAUCCUCUACUGCUUGCCUCUAAAUCAAGGUAAAGAGCAGAGCAGGUAUGUAUUAAUGUCACAUUGUCUUAUUUUAUAUACUUAAAAUACACAUUAAACCUUGGUGUUUCUUAGUUUUAUAGGUAGUUUACACUUCAGUACAUAAUUUGGCAAGUGACUUGGUGGGAGUGGGGCUUAAAAUUGAAAAUUUAACAGCAUGUAAAAGUGUCCUAUGUAGCAUUUAGACAUACGUGCAGAAAUUUAAUAACCAAGUUUUGUCUACAUAGCAAAUAUGUUUACGUUUGAUGUGAAAAGAAAUAAUAUGGUAUUGAUGUAAUUACAGAUAAUUGUGAUCUGCAUUUUAAAAUAUCAAGAGAUCGCCUCAGUGCUUCUUCCCUUACUAUGGAGAGUUUUGCUUUUCUUUGGGCUGGAGGAAGGGCUUCUUACGGUGUGUCAAAAGGCAAAGUCUGCUUUGAAAUGAAGGUUACAGAGAAGAUCCCAGUAAGGCAUUUAUAUACAAAAGAUAUUGACAUCCAUGAAGUUCGGAUUGGCUGGUCUCUAACCACAAGUGGAAUGCUACUUGGAGAAGAAGAAUUUUCUUAUGGGUAUUCUCUAAAAGGAAUAAAAACAUGCAACUGUGAGACUGAAGAUUAUGGAGAGAAGUUUGAUGAAAAUGAUGUGAUUACAUGUUUCGCUAACUUUGAAAGUGAUGAAGUAGAACUCUCCUAUGCAAAGAAUGGACAAGACCUUGGUGUUGCCUUCAAAAUCAGUAAGGAAAUUCUUGCUGAUCGGCCACUCUUCCCACAUGUUCUCUGCCACAACUGUGCUGUGGAAUUCAAUUUUGGUCAGAAGGAAAAGCCAUAUUUUCCCAUACCUGAAGACUAUACUUUGAUCCAGAACGUCCCCCUAGAGGACCGAGUUAGAGGUCCAAAGGGGCCUGAAGAGAAGAAAGAUUGUGAAGUGGUUAUGAUGAUCGGCUUGCCAGGAGCUGGGAAAACUACCUGGGUUACUAAACAUGCAGCAGAAAAUCCUGGUAAAUACAACAUUCUUGGAACAAAUACCAUAAUGGAUAAAAUGAUGGUAGCAGGCUUUAAGAAGCAAAUGGCAGAUACGGGAAAACUGAACACACUGUUGCAGAGAGCUCCACAGUGUCUUGGAAAGUUUAUUGAGAUUGCUGCUCGUAAGAAGCGAAAUUUUAUUCUGGAUCAGACAAAUGUGUCUGCUGCUGCCCAGAGGAGAAAAAUGUGCCUGUUCGCGGGCUUCCAGCGGAAAGCUGUUGUCGUUUGCCCAAAGGACGAAGACUAUAAGCAGAGAACACAGAAGAAAGCAGAAGUAGAGGGCAAAGACCUGCCAGAACAUGCAGUUCUCAAAAUGAAAGGAAACUUUACACUGCCAGAGGUAGCUGAGUGCUUUGAUGAGAUAACCUAUGUGGAACUUCAGAAGGAGGAGGCCCAAAAACUUCUGAAGCAAUAUAAGGAAGAGAGCAAAAAGGCUCUUCACCCCGAAAAGAAACAGAAGAGCAAUAAAAAUAAGAGUGGCAAGAACCAGUUUAACAGAGGUGGUGGCCACAGAGGACGUGGCGGAUUCAAUAUGCGUGGUGGAAAUUUCAGAGGAGGAGCUCCUGGGAAUCGUGGUGGAUAUAAUAGGAGGGGCAACAUGCCACAGAGAGGUGGUGGCGGAGGCGGAAGUGGUGGAAUUGGCUAUCCAUACCCACGUGGCCCUGUUUUUAGCAGCCGAGGUGGCUAUUCAAACAGAGGAGGGAACUACAACAGAGGUGGAAUGCCCAACAGAGGGAACUACAACCAGAACUUCAGAGGACGAGGAAACAAUCGAGGCUAUAAAAAUCAAUCUCAGGGCUACAACCAGUGGCAGCAGGGUCAAUUCUGGGGUCAGAAGCCAUGGAGUCAGCAUUAUCACCAAGGAUAUUAUUGAAUACCCAAAUAAAACGAACUGAUACAUAUUUCUCCAAAACCUUCACAAGAAGUCGACUGUUUUCUUUAGUAGGCUAACUUUUUAAACAUUCCACAAGAGGAAGUGCCUGCGGGUUCCUUUUUUAGAAGCUUUGUGGGUUGAUUUUUUUUCUUUUCUUUUUUGUACAUUUUUAAUUGCAGUUUUAAAGUGAAUCGUAAGAGAACCUCAGCAUUGUGCACGAUAAGAGAAUGUGUCAGUAUUUCAGGGUUCUACAUUUUAUCUGUAAAAUGUGACUUUUUUUUUAUCACAACAAAAGUAAAAUGUUGCUUUGUACCUGGUGUCUUUUAUUAAGAAUUUACUCCCCCCAUUUCUCAGAGAUAACAGUCGGGAGUCAUUGUCACAAUAUAAUAGAAAUGUUAGCAACCAGAUUCAUGUAAGGACCAAGUGGUCCUCAUGAAUUGCAUAAGACUCUGUACUGCUCAUAUUACACUCCAUCCUCUCUGUAGUUUGCUGAGUAGUGGAGGGGGUAUGCUAAACAGUAGCUUCUGGCAAUAACUGGGAAGGCUUUUUCUUUUUAAAUAACAUUGGAAUUGGCAUAAUUGAAUGAAGAUACAACUUGGAACCAAGAUAGAGAAGAUGGAGUGUAUGUAGAAGGGCUGUUAAAAAUGUAAAACUUGGUUGUAUUAUUUGUGGAGGCUCAAACUUGUGAAGGUUAAAUACCAUAAUUUUCCAUUUGUUCUGCAUUUUGAUUCUGAAAAGAAAGCUGGCUUUGCCCAUUUCUUAUUAAAAAAACUUGUUGUAAAUCCAGUUGUCUAAUGGGAUCUAUAUGAAGUUAGCUAUGUCUGUAUGCCCUUCUCCCACAAAAUACUGUAUAACUAGUGUGCUUGUAGUAGUUAACUCCACCAUCUUUGUAAGCUAAUGCAAUUGUGAGUCACCCAUUUAUAUCUUAAUUUUUAAUCAUGUCAGUUCUUGAAUGGGUAUCUCCUUAGCCUGCUGAUUUCUUUUUUCUUUCUAAAGAAAGUGGGUGGAGAAAUUAAUUUAGACGUUUGUUUGCAAUAAAAAGAAUUCAUUUUA